Molecule: messenger RNA, 1357 nt
Organism: Arvicanthis niloticus (Nile rat)
Lineage: Eukaryota; Metazoa; Chordata; Mammalia; Rodentia; Muridae
Gene: Rac2
Product: Rac family small GTPase 2
Biological process (GO): small GTPase-mediated signal transduction
Molecular function (GO): GTPase activity; GTP binding
Source: RefSeq, a predicted model, not a curated record
CUUCCGUUUCCUCCUGCCUCCUGAGCUGGGGUGCUGCUUCUCACUGCCGGGCACCUCCUAGCCACUCCAUACCACUGGUGACCGCAGCAACGCUCCUGGCCCCCAACUGUCAUCACUGGCUGCUCGGCCUCAGAUGCAAUGCAGGCUAUUAAGUGUGUGGUGGUGGGUGAUGGAGCCGUGGGCAAGACGUGCCUUCUCAUCAGCUACACCACCAAUGCCUUCCCCGGAGAAUACAUCCCCACUGUGUUUGACAACUACUCAGCCAAUGUGAUGGUGGACAGCAAGCCCGUGAAUCUGGGCCUGUGGGACACUGCAGGACAGGAGGACUAUGACCGCCUCCGGCCACUCUCCUACCCACAGACAGACGUGUUCCUCAUCUGCUUCUCGCUAGUCAGCCCGGCCUCUUACGAGAAUGUCCGAGCCAAGUGGUUCCCUGAGGUACGGCACCACUGCCCCAGCACCCCCAUCAUUCUGGUGGGCACCAAGCUGGACCUUCGAGAUGACAAGGACACCAUCGAGAAGCUGAAGGAGAAGAAGCUGGCUCCCAUCACUUACCCGCAGGGCCUGGCACUGGCCAAGGAUAUUGAUUCAGUGAAGUACUUGGAAUGUUCUGCACUCACCCAGCGAGGCCUGAAGACCGUCUUCGAUGAGGCGAUCCGAGCAGUCCUGUGCCCACAGCCCACUCGACAGCAGAAGCGCCCCUGCAGCCUACUCUAGGGGUGUCACCUCAGUCCUCCCACCCCGAUGGUCCUGACCCUCCAGGGCCCCCACCAAAGCCCAGUGAUGUGCUGGUGGGACAUGCUGUCUCCUCCGUGUGGUGUUUUUUCCCAGUCAGCUGCAGAAUUUGCCUCUCUCCUCCACAAAGGUCCCUGGGGAUGGGAGGAUAACGACAGGCCUCGUCCUAGCUGGAUUGCUCCUGUGUUCCCAGGGACCAGCAGGGAGCCCCAAGACGCAGCCAUCCAUUCUCAUGUCAUACAGAGUCAUACGCCCACCUGCUCCAGGCCUUGCUGAUUCCUGUCUGGAAGCUUCCAGUCUACAUGGCUUGUCGCCACUGUGUUCGCCUUGUUGGAAACCCCCCUUUCCCUGAACCAAAGGGAGAGAUGUGGAACUCUGCUCCUCUCUUCUCCUUUUCCAGAAAAACACAGAAUAAAUUUAUUUCUGUAAAUCUCUCAUCUGCCCAGCCACGUGAGGGUCUGAGCUCAGGCGACCCCUAUUGUCAAGGCUUUCUAUUCAAAGGGUAAAGCUGCACUUUCUUGGAACUGCCCACCUCACCUGCCAGUCAGGACCUAAACCAUGGCAAAUGGAAAACACAGCUCUCUUGCUUACGCAGAAAAUAAAUGUGUUGAUUCUCGGUGGA